Molecule: messenger RNA, 12682 nt
Organism: Notolabrus celidotus (New Zealand spotty)
Lineage: Eukaryota; Metazoa; Chordata; Actinopteri; Labriformes; Labridae
Gene: szt2
Product: SZT2 subunit of KICSTOR complex
Exons: 75
Coding region: 158-11368 (3736 amino acids)
Cellular component (GO): peroxisome
Source: RefSeq, a predicted model, not a curated record
GAAACUGUGCACACCGUCCCCAGAUCCAACUCGCUUACACGACAGAACAAGACAGAUGAUAAACAAGUAGCAAGACAAUUUAUUUCACACAAACACAUGACCGUUUCCGUCAGCUGAGGAUCACCGACAACUCUGCGGUCCUUAUGCUCCACAAGGCAUGGCAGAGAGACAGGACAACGAGGUGGAGGAGGCUGACCAGAUCUACCUGCUGAUGAAGGAGGAGUAUCGAAUCUCUAGGAAUGUGCGUCUAGCCUGGUUCCUUGGUAAACUAAACCAAGUCAUCUGGCCAGCCUCAAAGCCUGAACUACUGAACUCAGAGAAUGAACUGGACUUGUUAAGCAUCCUACCCAAAGGAUGGCAGCCGGAAUUUUCCCCCACAAUGUGCCCCUACAUAUUUAUGCCAUCCACUCGGGCCACCUUCCUGGCCCGGAGAUACCGCUUCAUCAUCGAGCUGGACCUCAGCCCCUCCACAGGGAUUGUUGAUGACAGCACAGGAGAGAUGAUCUUUGAUGAGGUGUUUCAUGCCUUGUCAAGGUGUCUGGCUGGACUGUCUCAACCCUUUAAAGUCCCUGGAACUGAAGAACUUUUCAAGCCCAAGAUCUUUAUCACCAUCCUGGUUUAUUCGUCUAUCAUUGGUCUUACCUCCCAUCAGGUUCUGGUGCAAGGCUGCCAACUUGAUAGAACUGAUCUUGAUGAGUUCCUUCAUCAGGUCUAUCAGCAGCUCAGAGCUGUGGAAAACAACAUUGCACAAGUCCUACAUCAGCAGCAUGAACAGCCUCUGGAGCCAGUCCAAAGCUCAGGAGUCCAAAGCAACAGCCUGGAUGACCAGCCGCACAGAAAGCAGGGCAUUUCCAUGGUCUCAGCUGAUAUGGGUCUUGUGAGCAUGGUGCGCCAGGGCAUCCUGGCCCUUCAGUUGCUGCCUCCAAACUCAAGUGCAGGAAUCAUUGUGAUCACAGAUGGAGUGACGAGCGUCCCUGAUGUAGCUGUGUGUGAAACGCUGCUCAACCAGCUCAGGAGUGGAACGAUUGCCUGCUCCUUUGUGCAGGUUGGCGGGGCGUACUCCUAUGACUGCAGCUUUGGCUACAUCCCCAACGUAGAACUGAUGAAGUUCAUCUCAUUAGCUACCUUUGGUUCAUACCUGCCCAGCUGUCCUGAGGUGGACUUUAACAGCCUGGAGAUGAACGCUUACCAUAAGGCCUUCCUGACCUAUUCCUUCCUCAAGACCCCAGAGUCCAUGAACUCAGAGUACUUCUGUGUUUCCCAGCACAAACUGUUCAAUGAGCACUUGGUGUCAGCCAGCGGUAACCCUGCCCUGGUCAUGCGGAGAAAGAAACAUACAGAAAAGGAAGUCCAUGCUGACUUGAUCAGUGUUGUGUCUGUGCGACUCAGAGAAGGCUACACCAUCAGAGAGAUCAGCCUCACAAAAGGUGGGACUCAGCUGGAGGUGAAGCUGGUGCUAUUAUGGAAACACAACAUGCAUAUUGAGUACCUGGCAGCCGCCUCCUGGCCAUUGGAUCCAGCCAAGAGAACCACCAGGGUAGAAGUGACGAUGGAGGGAAGCUACGACAUCCUGCAUGACAUCAGCUGCACCCAGAGGAAACCCAUCACAAGCCCGUACCGCACCUCUGUCAUCCGACGCUUCUGGAACACACUGCAAAGUAUCAAUCAGACUGAUCAGAUGUUGGUGCACCUCCAGUCCUUUAAUUCAGUUCCUGAGAACUACAUGAUUCCAGAGAGCACCAAAAAUGGAGUUCCUCUGUUCUACAUCCCUCCUGGCUCUACAACUCCAGUCCUGUCACUGCAGCACAGUGGAUCCAAAGACUCCUCUCAGUCCCAGUUUGCGUCCUACUGGAAGCCCAUUCUCUCCAUGGAUGCCAACUUCUGGCAGAGAUGGCUGCACAUGCAUCGCAUCACCAUCAUCCUUGAACAUGACAUGCCUAUCCCCAAACAUCUGCACACAGCUGGAAACAAUGGUCGCUACAGCACCAUUCAGUGCCGCAUCUCCCACUCUGCCCUGACAUCACUUCUGAGGGACUGGAGUAGCUUUGUGCUGGUGGAGGGUUACUCAUAUGUUAAACUUAUUUUCAGUUCAUCUGACCAGCCACCCACCUCCUUCUACUUGGUCCGUCUCAUAUCCAAGACACCAUGUAUGGUCCUGCGCUUAGGUUUCCCCAUCGGUACACCAGCACAUAUCAGAAACAAGAUCGUGGAAGAGUUGCGAGAGCAGAUCCUUAAACUUCGCUUCCCUCAUCGCGUCCAGAACAAAGAGGCGACUCCAAAGACCAAAAGGAAAAGUGUUGGCCAUCCAUCACCAUCCAAGUCUCCUUCCAUCCCUGCACCUAAACCUGCACUGUCAGACAGACCGUGUGUAGUGGUGCUCAACAAGCCUCUAGAAAAGCUUCUGAUAAGGUAUGAGAAGCUACCGUUGGACCUUCGGACUCCUUUCAUUUUUCACAUGGAGAACUUCCCUCCACCCUCAAACAAUGCCAUGCCCCUCAGCAUUGCAGCCAACCGGACAGCUUCCUCCACCCUGGCCUCUUUGUCCCGUUACUUCCUGCACCAGCGCUGGGUAUGGGCUGUGCAGAGCAGCCAGGGACUGACUGUGGCUAUGCAGGCUGUUGCUCACAUCCUGUCCAUGCUAUCUGAGAUCCGCAUAUCAGAGGGCUUUCACUUUGCUGCAAGUGGAGACGGCAUCGUUAACAUGGUGAUAGAGCUGCCAAUGAGGGCUGUGUCAGGGGAGACUGACAGAGAGAGCCACUCUUGUAUCGUUCAGUACAUCCUGUUUCCACCUCACUCUACAUCCACUAAAGACAGCUUCUCCACCGAUGAUGACAAUGACACCGAAGUGGAGGCUGUAGACAUGGACACAGAGCUGAACCUGGUGACAGAGUGUUGGGUCGAGCCACAGAGCGGCACGGUGAUGAACUGCACGGAACAGCAUCGCCACUUCAAGGGCUUCAAGUACCAGGAGAUACCUCAAGCAAUAUUCCCAAGAGAUCUGGCCUGUAUGUCCACCAUGAUGACCUUUGAGUAUUUGAGCCAACUGUGUCAGAAUAAGGACCAGGUCUGCUCACUACCAGCUGGACUCAAGGAUGUGAGGGGUGAAGCCUUGUCCUCUGAGGAGAGCAUUCACAUGGUUCCCUUUCAGUUUGACCUUAUUCAGCUGCUUCCAAAAUGCCAGCAGGUUGAGCUCUUCUUCCUCACAUUCAGUACAGGGGAAAAUGAGGAGCACAGCUCCCCCUGUCUUCCCAAUGAAGUCUUGCUGAGCCUCUUUCACAGCAACCUACAGCAUGAGCUGAGUGACAGAGAGAUCCCGUUAGCUGACAGCGACCAUGCUGCCUUCAUGCUACACAUUUUGGAGCGAGAACGAGACGGCCAUAUGGUUCCAUUCUCCUUACCUGUAAUUAAAGAAGAGUGUGUAAAGGCUACAGAAAGACAGGACCCCAUGAUGUCUUUCCACACCACUUGCAGCAGCAAAGAGGUGAUGGGAUCAACCAGCACUUUACAGAGUUUUAGUAAUGCUGAUCUUGUGGAUGAAGAGCCCUUGCUGGGGCAAAGGGACUGCUUAACACCACAGUGGAGGUGCUAUGCCAAGUACAUCAACUCGCAGCAAAUUCUCCUCACCUUCCUUCCUGCUUCCUUUACAGAUGUUUUGAUGUUAAUGGCAUCAGGGCUGGAGACAGAGCCUCAGAGUAACGUGAGCACACAGGAGGACGACACUCUGACACCCAGAUCUCAGACUGACUCCCUGUCUGGUUCCACUAGUGGUCUAGAGAGGUCUGAGUCUGGCCUUAGUUUGGCUAGUAAACUAAGAAGGAGCUCAAGUAGCGGACACGUAACCCUCAAAUCCCCUUUACUCUCACCUCAUUCCGAGAACCAGACUGGGAAUGCUGAAUCUCUCACCCCAGAGCAGGAAUGCUGGGGCGGCAGAGUGUCCGACACGGAACCUGGGAGCUCAGUGACAGAUCUUGGAGAAAAAGAGGGAGUCCAGUUCUCUGAACCGCAGAAGACAGAUUUCCACCUCAGCUUUGGCAGGCAGGUUCCUCAGCAGAACACCAGUGACGGCAGCCAACUGAAGUGUCCAGUUUAUGUUUACAACUGCUCCCUGGAGCACUUGAAGGAGCAACUGGUGCAUCCCAACUCCAGCCGCCAACCCAAAGACAUCUUCUUCAGACCUCGAGAUGCUGAAUCCUGGGAGACGAUACAGCAGAUGAAGUUCAGGUCCCUGUCUCAGGACCGCAGCAGUCCGUCCCCCUGGACAGACCUCCUGGCUCAGCCUCACAAACACAAGGAGCUGGCCAACUACUGUGGCCUGCUGCAAGAGCAUUACCAUCAGUCCUACGUCAAAGGAGUGUACCGCAGCCUGCAGCAGUCUUACAGCAUCAGCUCUCAGGAUGUCUUGAUGGCCAUGGACUACUGUGAAGAAUCCCUGCAGGAGAUUGACAUCACCUCCUUCCUACAAACCCUUUGUGGACAUAUCAGGGUCUUCAGAGAACAUGGUAAGGCUCCAGGAUGGGGAGCCAAUCCAGAACCUUCAAGGAAUCCUGCCACCUUUAAUACUGGAGAGAUUGAGGAGGACAAACCAGAUACAGACAGGGCUACUUUGGCUAACUCUUCCAGCAUUGACAUGGAGGACAUCAGUGAAGCAGAAGCUGGAGCUGGAUGGAAAUACUCUGAUCCUACGUCUCCACUGAUUCUGGAUGAGUCAAAGACAGAAACAAUUCCUGAGUUUUCUCUGACAGUUCUUCAGACACAGCCAAAGUGUGAAGUGUAUCCAGACCUGCACAAAAUAAUACAGGAUAAAUUCAUGGAGAUUGUGUCUCAGUAUUUCAAAACCGUGCCUUCCAAUCCUCACUACUUCUUCUACUGCCCCCCAUCAUCCAAAAGAGACGAUGACUCAGAGGAUGCGGAUGUAGGGAGGAGACAUAGUGAGGACCUGGUGUCAGAAGCUGAGCAAGCUACUGAGGAUGAAAACAUGCAAGGCUCCUGCAUCAUGACAGAAAGUGACACGGACUUGGUGGUAGAGUAUGAGGAGCAACCAGACAUCAGAACCCAAGGGGAGGGCGAAGACCAGUCUCUGUCAGACUCCAACACUGUCAAUCAGGACCAGGACUCCUUCAGCAUCCUAGAAGAGGGAGACUCCCUGUUGGAGCCCGAUGGGCCCCAGAUGGACAUGCCACCACUGUUUGUUCAUGUCACUUGUUCUGUCAAUAUGAAAAGCUGCCAUGGCUCCAUGCCCAUACAAACACUGCCUACCUGCCUUGGUGAGAUUAUUUCCUGCCUGGAGAAUGCAGAGUCCUUACAGACUGUGGAUUUGAAUGACCUCUCAGUAACAUUGGAUAUUUUCGUCCUGACACUACCACUGGAGAUUGAAGUCAUGGCUGAAUUCCAUCAUAACAGGUACACAUCAGAGAGCAGCGUGUCCCUGAAUCGUUCACCUGGGCAGCCCUCCUCCUAUCGCUCUGAUGACGAGCUGGUGGCAGUGUUGGACAGCCUGAGGGGAGCUGGUGUUGAUGGGGCCUCCAGUGAUUCCCUUUCCAAACUCCCGAUUCCACACAAAUUAGCAAUUCUCGCCACAAUGGAUGAGAUCCGCUGGCUUCUAGAGGAUGAGAUUGUUUCUGCUCUCCGUCAUUCUCGGGUCAUCAGCUCUUCUACUCUGCACAAAGUUGCGGAACAUGUAUUGCGGUCUAGCGGUCGACGGCAUUGUCACUGUGAAGAUGUACCGCUGCAGUUUGUCUUUGGACCUGAGAAGUCACUCGAAAAAUUUAAAGAGGAAUUCCGCAGAAUGUCGUUCUCCGGCUAUGUGCUGAAUGGAGAACAGGACAGCUUCUACUUCAUGUCUCUGAGCAGACUGCAUCAUCAGAGGAUUAGUGCUAACAAAAAGCUGUCUGAGAGCACCACAGACCCCCCACAACACACUGACCACUGCAGUGCUGGAGGGCAGGUGGAGGACAUGAUGCAGGGGAGCGAUGUAGAAGCUCAGGCAACGGAGGCUGACAGUGAGAAUGAAGACAAGAAGUCCAUUCGAGUUUCUACUAACACCUCAAGUGAAACAACUGCAGAAACCAGUGAGCCAAUCAGAGCCCUGAAGCCUGAGGCGUACGAUAAUGUUUCUCAAGGCUCCUCUUGCAUGGUUGAGGACAAAGGUCAGCCCAGCGCCCUCCAACUCCAGACUGAGCCUGGAGCAGAGCCAGCAUCGCCCCCGAAGACCCCUUCCAGUGUCAGCCUGGCUGAGUCCAUACAGUCAGCCUCUCACAGCUAUGGCAAACUCAGGCCCAGUCGAGUCCAGAGUGUUGUGUCAAGCCAGGGCAGUCUGGACUCAGACAUGCAAGGAUAUGAUGGUGGCAGCAGUGACUCUGAGUGUGAGAGCCCCACCCUGGACGAGCAUGAGUGUCAGUCACCACUGAUGCCAGACUUCUGGCUAAUAGUUCAGAUUCACCAGGACAGAGUGAAGGUCUACUCCCAUUCCAGGUGCUUCACUGAAGGAAAAGAAGACACUGCUGAGGAGAUUGAAAAGAAAGAAGACGAUAUGGAGCUACCUGAAUAUUUACGGCUGCAUCAGAUGAUGGUCAAAAAGAUCGGUGAAAUCUGCAGGAUAGUCAAUCAGCGAAUGCUGCUGCAGGACCUACAUGACAGUCAUGUAUGUAACUCUCUACUGGUGGCUGAGAGUGAAGAGGACAUCUGGAAGACUGAGUCAAUCUACAGGCAGAGGCUCAACAACUCUGAUGAUUAUAGCACAGAGGAAAGUUACCAGGCCAGAGACUACUUGGCAGCUACCAUGCAGUUCAUCCAUGGACAUUUUGCCUGUGAAGUUGUGUGGAGUACAAUUAUUCACAUACACCCACGCCUCAAGAUGGGUCCCAACAUGGGGGUAUCCAGGGCAAUUCCGGCUCUGCGUUCCGUGUUGAACUCUUUCUGUGUGGUCAACCGGAAGAACAUGUUUGUCUACCAGGAGCGCACAACUAAAUCAGUCUUCUACCUCAGACUUUGUGAAACGUCACUAACAGGGAAAUACUCAGACGUGGAUGGGAACCUUCACAUGACUCGCUCUAUUGGGCUUGCCAGGAGUCAAGAGCCCUUAUCACCGGAUGACCUCAUGGGCUCAAAGUCUUCCCUGGAUGGCUCCCGACCUGUUGGACUUGUAGACAAACACAUCUUGUUGCUGGUGCAUGGAGUGGGCAAUGCAGGUCCAGAGAUCACAGAUGAGCUGCUGAAGGUACUGCGCAAGCGCUUGGAUGAGACAACAUUGGACAUCAUCACUGUCAUGCUUGUGAGGAACUGCAAGCUUACACCAGCUGAUGUCGAGUUCAUUCAGCCUUCCGGAUCCCCAGCCACGGAGGUGAUGAACUUCAGUCUACCCCAGUACUGUCUUUCCUGGCUGCCGGCUGUGGCUCACUACCUCAGACAGAACCUUCUCAUUUUCCUGCAUGUACCAAAGUACACCGACAGCAACACAGCACAUCACUUUAAGCACCACUUUCAUUUGAGCAGUGACUCGGCCGAGGGGGAUAUCUACCUCUACAAUAAGCCCGGAGGACAAGGGACAGGAGGCAAAGGUAUCGCCUGCAUCACCCUCUCAUUUGUGGAUGCCCAUGGCCACUCUCUUCAGGUUCCUGCGCAGGACUGUGCCACCCUUCUGAGACAAGAGAACUGCACUGUUUCCCUUAAUCCAGAGCAUUUUGAUGAGCUGACCACAGUUGGCAAAGUGUUCUCCAUCAGCGGCAGUCCAGAGCCACAGCUGAUUGUGCGGUUCGACAUUUGGGAACAAGGAAACGUAAGCCCCUUACAGUUAAGUGAUAAACUGCAGGGGGCGCUGCGUCAUGCACUCUGUGAUGCUGUCAUGGAACUGAGAGUCUUGCCAAAUCCUCUUUGUCAGGGGGUUUUCUGCCCAGCAAACAAAGCUCAGAAGGAAGAGGCUAAAGGUCUGUUGAUCUCUUUGCCUGAGGCCAAAGAAGUAAAGGACAGCCCCAGGCAGCGCAGUGGCUCACGGGUCUUUAAAACCAGCCCUUCUCCCAUCACCUUAACCCAAGCUGUAGGGAGCGCUCCGAUGACUGGGCCAAGCACUCCUGAGUCCACCACACCCACCAACAAAAGCACCCGCCGCAGCUUCUGGGAUAUACUGAGUAAGCCAGACUCAUCAGAGCUUGGGAGCCCAAAGACAACUGAUGACAUUGUGCAAGAAAAAGGAGAAGAGGGCCGAGGGCCACGACGAAGACACAAGACGGAGAAUGUCAAGCAGCAGUGGAGCCAGGAGAAAGCUAUGGCCGUAGAGCUGGAACAGGCCCAGAGGAGACAGGUCUGUCAGUUGGAGGAAGGAGAUAUAGGCACUCUUCACUCCAUCUACCAGGUCACCUGUGAGCCAUGGAUAACCUUCAUGACUAAACUAGACUGCCCCUCCAUUCAGCAAUGCACGGCUGAAAUAGCUUCACACUUUCUCCUGCCGUCCGUCUUGGCAGAGAUUGUCACUUUGGUCAGUUCUCUGGCCAGUGAUACAACAGUAAAGGCAUUUGAGAAGAGAAGCUGUCCGGAAUCUGGAGACAUAUUUCUACCAUUCUGUCUUGUCCCAAACCUCAACCAGCCCCCAGGCACCACAAGGACCUUCAUUCUCAUUGGGCGCAACUUUCAUCAAUGGCACUGCAGCACAGAGCAAGAAGACAGUUCAGAUGAGGAAAACACCCCAGUGCUUAAUAGGUUCACACCUCACAAAGGCUUCCAGCGCUUUGAGGCCCUAGAGCAGAGUGAUGGGUACAGUCCCAGCCAUGCCGGGUCAGGACUGGCCCCCCGCCAGAGGUUCCUCUUCAUCAGCAUCCUGGACAAAAAGGUGACUCUGUACAGCUAUAACUGGUCUGUGGACCUCGGUGCCUCUCUGAAUCGGGAGCUCGUCCGCCUUGUUAAGUGGCAAAAUGCAAGGGCCCAUGUUGUCCACUGUCUGCUCAACCAGAAGAUGGGCCUUUUUCAUCACUUCUGUUUUUCUGAUGCACCCAUCCAUGAGUUGGACUCAAAGCAGAAUCCCAACCCAUUCCUGAGCCCUUCCAUGGAGCCUGAUGCUUUGCUGCGCAGCGCAGUUCCUCCUUUACCCAGUAAAGAGCAGGGCAGGCUGGGUAGCUCUGGUCGAAGUCUUGCCCCACUCCACUUCCCCUCGGAGCUGCUUCCCUUUGACGAGGCUCUGAGGGACAUAUGCACUAUCCGGCCCUUAAUGGAUGGGGAUGCAGUGACCCGGCAUGGUGGUCAGCUCCUGGAGAUUAAGGCUACUGAACGAAGAGAGCUGGAGAAACAGAUGAAGAUAGAGAACCUGUUUGUGACUUGGCAGCAGAGGUCAGCACAGUCAAACAUGCCGAUUUCAGGGACAGAUUUGGAGACUCUGAAACAGUCAUCCAGGCUGGUCCACUACUGUGCAACCCCUCUUCUCUUUGAUCCCAUCUUUCGCAAAAAGAUCCAGGAAGAACAAAUCAUGCAGCCUCCUUUAAAGAAACGUCAUCGUUCCAGCGACUCCACAGCGUCAGGACGCGACCGAAGCUACAGCACUGACUCAGGGGAAAUGCUUCCCAGCCGACUGAGGGAAGAGCCUUGGCUGCUUGAAAUUUCAAGCACAUUCCUUCAGCAAUAUGUCCAGUACCUUCAGAGCAUGGGCUUUAUUUUGGUUCAGGUUCGACCUCAGUCACCAGCUCGCAGCACUGCCCGUGCUCGUGCUGCGAUGUUGAACUCUAUGUCAUCAGAAGGGAGGAUGUCCUUUUCCUAUGUAAAGCAGAAAAGUGAAGACAGCCCUAAGACAACGCUUUCUGGUACUACAGCAUACCACCUCCAGAGGGCGCUACCAGGGGGAAUUGUGUUGAUGGAACUGGCUUUUCAGGGGUGUUACUUCUGUGUGAAGCAGUAUGCACUGGAGUGUUCCCGCAUUCCCAUGGGCCAGACGGUCAACUCCCAGUCCCACCACAUGUCAUCUCUCCAUCAGGGCAGCCUCCUCACCAAACCUCGUUGCAAGCCGUUCCCAGAUGCCACCCCUGUAUCUGACUGUGCGCUCUCCAUGCUCUUCACAGAGGAGUGUGAUAAGGUUCGGGACCUGAUGCAUGUUCACUCCUUUAGCUACGACUUCCAUCUGAGAGUGGUUCACCAGUACUUGGUUGGCUGCCACAUGACACUUCGACAGGGCUACCACCUCACUGACUUCCUGGACGACUUCAUCUCCCAUCAUCCUGACAUUCCCAAGUUUGGCCGCAACCAUGUCUUUCAAGGGAGCUUCUCCAUCUCAACGGGCAUGAUAACAGCUCACCAACUCUACAACUACAUCACUGACCACGCCAGCACUUAUGGCAUGAAGCCACUUCGCAUGUCCAAGGGUCCAGCCAGCAAUGAUAACAAGAAAGGAGCACCUGACUUACAUGAGUACGCACUGGUGGCUCUGUGGAACAGUUCUGGCUCGUAUAAGGAUCUGGAGGGCCUGCACCACCACGAUGACUUCGAUGUGUCCAUGGUUGUGUGUCAUAAUGCUGUUCCAUUUGAGGAACAAUCAGAUGGGGAAAGGCAUUUACUGAGGUUGCGGUUCUAUGUGAUCAUGACGAGUCAGAGAGAGCUCUUCCCCCGCCUCACUGCUGACAUGCGCCGUUUCAAGAAGCUUCCUCAGAUCCAUCGUGAUCCUGGUGAGCUGGGUGGCCGGCUUCCCCCUGAUCGAGCGGAGGCUGGUGGAGCCCAUGGUGCUGAACAGGACCUUUGGGAGGAGACAUCAUCUGAAGCUGCGGCCGUCUUGACCCCCAGUGAUAGCAAUGAGUUUUUCCCUACGACAGGGGCAGAGGCCCAGGCCCAGGGGCUGCUCUACCCCUCCCCUCUUUUCCCUCUGCUCAAUAAUGAGGUAGCAUCAGCCCACAGACAGAUCCAGGCCAGUGUGGAGCAGGCUAUGGGUCAUUGCCGAAGGGAUAACCUGUGGAGGAGACUGUUCCACGGAGAGCACCUAGACAAACUAAAGCUGACCAAGUUAUCCUUCUGUGAGCUGGAGGAGCUUCUGGAGGCUGUGCAGAGCCGCUCGGUGGGGGAGAUCGACCCACAGCUGGACUGUUUCCUCACCAUGAGUCCAGCCUGGUACCAGAGUCUGAUCAAAGUCCUGCUCAACCGCUUCCCCCAGAGCUGUAGACACUUUGAUGACAACGGCAUUCAAUAUCUGGCCGUUCUGAACCAGAAGUUCACAGACUGCUUCGUUUUAGUCUUUCUGGACAGCCAAGCUGGAAAAACAAGUCUGAAGGUUGUGUUUCGUGAACCACUGCCAUCCCAGCAGCAACCCAGUAGUAGCCCUCCUCCUCAGCUGGUGUCCAUGUAUCAUCAUCUGGAGUCUGUGAUUAACACAGCUUGUUAUAACCUCUGGACAGGGCUGUUAUAGAGCUGAUCUUCACUGGACGUACCUCACUCCAUAUCCAUGUGGAUGGACAAGUGUUACAUAGAAACAGUCAGCAGAAAAAGAAACCGUAGGACACAAAGAUGUGUGCUGGAGGGAUCAUAAUCUUAGCUGUGUGCUCUCUGAUGGAGCAGCAUUAAAAUAACUUUAUCUAUUAAUAAUGCAUGUCCAAGGGAUGUAACGUCAGAGAAUCAAUACUGAGCUUAACCCAGGAAAAGAGUAUCAGUAUCUAGUUCUCUUGCUCCUGGCCCUUUACUGUUCUGCAUCAGUUAGUCCACACAGACCCUUAUCAGCUGGAAGAAUGAUUCAAAUGGCCUCCGAGUAGUGAUUCAAAUAUGAUCACCACCAUUUACUGUGGAAUAUAAACCCUUCAAUCAUCAGGUACACUAUGCAGCUGCAGCAUUAACAACAACAUGAAGUACUGCUCCCUCACAGGUGUUCGUCUGCACAUCCAAAAAGAAAAGGUAUAUCAUAUUACAAUAACUGUGUCUCUUCAUUCCCAGUCAUUCUCUCUAUGCUGUAAAUUGGACAAAAUAUGGAAGAAAAAAAAAUCCUUUUUGGAAAAGUUUUUAUUAUUCUUUUACAACGCCUUAACUCCAACCACACUAUAAUCCUCUGGAUUGUUCACUCUGUAUGGAUCAGUGGAUCAAGCCACUAUGUGAAGCUGUCCCUGAAUGUUAGCGCAGAACCCUUGGUCAUUUAUUGUAUAUUGAAAACUCUUGUAGGGUUAAUUCAAAAAAUUCUUUUUCAGAAGCAAGAGCUGGGACAUAAAAACAGUACUGUGUCAUAUUUGCAGAUAGGCAGCAUUGUCAGUCAAACGUUCUAGCCGUAACAUUUAACAUUCUUUACAAGUAAUAUCAGAAGAAUCUCACCAACUCUCAUGAGAAUCUUUUAUGGUACCUAAAACAUCACUGAGCACCAAAUGUAGGAAUUUAAUUUAACAUUAGUCUAGGUAGUCCAGAACUGGUCUCAUUGAAAAGGUUGUUUUAUUUGUUUAUCUCUUUUUUUAUUACUAUUGUUUCCUGUGGUCAGCAUUGCUCCCAGUCAACAACCAAGACCACACAGGUUGGUUCAAAACGCAUUUAUUAUCUUACUUAUUAUCUUAUUUAUUAACUCACUCAUGGACAAAAAAUGCUCCUUACCCUCAGUGCAGGUAUCCUUGCUUUUGGUUUUAAAAUUGAGUAUUCAACAAGUGUCGACCUCCUGUCUCAAAAUCUGAAGCCCAUGCUGAAGUGUUAUAAACUGCAGCGUCUGCUUGAGGCUGGCUGCAGAAACACUGAAAACGAUAUUCAUACUCAU